AUGGCGACAACUAAAUUCUCGUCUGACGUCAUUACUCUGUAUGAUAUUGCCCAAAGACCACCCGUGGAGGAGUCAUGCUGCGCUCCAAACCCCUGGAAGAGCCGCUUUGCGCUCAACUUCAAAGGCGUCCCGUACUCGACGUCAUGGGUGAGAUUGCCCGACGUCUCUAAAGUGCGACAGAAGCUUGGCGAGCCGGCAGGACGGAAAUUCGCAGAUGGCACUGAUUUCUACACUCUCCCUAUAAUACGAGAUCCGGCCACUGGCUCUACGGUCGGCGACUCGUUUGACAUAGCCGUCUACCUGCAGCGAACGUAUCCUGAUAAGGGCGGAGACCUGUUCCCGGCCCAGAAGCUCGAUUAUACCUUCUCUCUAGACGCCGAGCUGCUUAUACCGCUUUCCAAGCGCGGCAAGGGCGAGUUUGAAGACUAUGCCCGCUUCAAUUCGAACGUAGAUACUGCCUUUACCACCCAUACCAUGCUGAUGUGUCAGGGUAUGCCCCUUGAUCCAGCCACGGCUGAUGAGGUCAAGGCGGAGUUUGUCCGUCGCGCCGGAGUCAACUCUUGGGAUGACUUCUCUGUGACAGGGGAAGCGCGUGAGAAGGCCAUGGUCUCGUUCCGCCAGGCGCUGGGGAGCCUGGCGAAGCUGUUUCUCAGGGAUUCCAACGGACCAUUUUUGCUCGGUCAACAGGUUAGCUAUGCUGAUUUCAUUGUUGGUGCUUGGCUGCGCAUGGCACAGCGAAGUCUGCCGGCGACGGAGUGGGAGGAGGUAAAAGGCUGGCAUGAGGGUGUUUUUGGACGGUUACAUGACGCGCUGGACGUUUAUGCAGAGGUCAAAUGA
Molecule: messenger RNA, 837 nt
Organism: Pochonia chlamydosporia 170
Lineage: Eukaryota; Fungi; Ascomycota; Sordariomycetes; Hypocreales; Clavicipitaceae
Product: glutathione S-transferase/chloride channel
Exons: 1
Coding region: 1-837 (278 amino acids)
Source: RefSeq, a predicted model, not a curated record